This is a messenger RNA of Coregonus clupeaformis (lake whitefish), 5710 nucleotides long. Its product is annotated as elastin. The record is from RefSeq and is a predicted model, not a curated record. The transcript has 58 exons. Bases 231 to 3881 code for a protein of 1216 amino acids. Lineage: Eukaryota; Metazoa; Chordata; Actinopteri; Salmoniformes; Salmonidae.
AACAGCAACACCAGACAUAGGGGAGGGGAAAAAAGCAAAGUGAUCCAUUGAACCAAAAGUCUUUGCCCUCUCUUAAUUACGUAGUGUCCCAUAUAUUUUCUAUUUUUUUCCACUUGUUUUUUUAAAUAUUUUUUCUUUCUUCUGUACUUGAAGACCUCUGAUUAUUGGUAAUUAGCUUGAGGAGAAUAAAACCAGCCGAUAGGGAGAGGGGUGGUGCAUUGUGGAGCGAGAUGGCUAACAGAAAGGUUCUAUCACUCCUUCAUGGAUUCUUCUACCUAGCUCUGAUUCAGCCCUCACUUCAAGGAGGUGUGUACGUGCCGGCUGGUGCUGGAGUCGGACCAGGAGCAGGAGGAGCUGGACCAGGUGCUGGUCUCUACCCAGGAGCUGGUGGGAUACCCGCAGGAGCAGGCUACAAACCAGCUAAAACUGGUGCUGGAGGAUAUGGAGGACGGGGUGGUGUUGGGGCUGGAGGUCUGGUCCCUAGUGGCGGGGCUGGAGGCAUAGGAGCAGGAGGCCUCGGAGGAGGAGGAACCGGUGGAAAGGGCCCCAAACCUGGUUAUGGAAACCUUGGUGGUGUUGGGGGUGGUGGUCUUGGUGGUGGAGGAUAUGGAGCUGGUCCUGGAGCAGGCGGUCUGGGAACAGGAAGCUUUGGAGGAGGAGGAGGAUACGCUAAGCCGGGAGCUGGUUAUGGAGGAGGCUUGCCGUAUGGAGGCUCGCCGUAUGGAGGAGGUGGUGCUGGGGGCUUCUUCCCUGGAGGUGGGCUGGGACAGAAGGCAGGACCCAAGCCAGGCUAUGGGGCAGGAGGUGGACUACAACCAGGCUAUGGUGCAGGAGGACUGCCCGGGGGUGGACUACAGCCAGGCUAUGGCGGUGGUGGAUUACAGCCAGGUCUAGGGGGACCUGGAGGCACAGGAACAGGAGCUGCAGUGCCCGCAGGAGCACCUGUUAUUCCUCAGACUGGCCUACCUGGAGGUGGGCUAGGACCUGGUGCCGGAAAAGGAAAGGCUCCAAAAGGAGGAGUACCAAGUGUGGGUGUGCCUGGACUUUACCAAGGUGGCCAGGUGCCAGGACAAGGGUUUGGUGGUCGUGGAGUGUUGCCCGGUGUGGCCACUGGGAACGGACUCAAUCCCAAAUCAUUGCCAGGUGGAGGACAGCAGGUACCAGGAGGCUCAGGUCGUGUUGGUUACGGAGGACCAAUGCAGCCAGGAGUAUUCCAUGGAUACCCACUCAAAACACCCAAAACACAAGUUCCUUUCCCUACAGUGCACAGAGUGUCUUAUCCCCAUCACCCCCAUUAUGGCCACAUGCACAGCCCCAUGCAUGGUCACGUGAACGGCCACGUGCACGGGCGGUUCUAUGGGUACCCCCCUCCAAGGCCUCAGGUUAUGUAUGGUGGCUAUGGAAUGAAAGCUGGAGGAGCUGGAGGCAAACUUCCAUUUGGAUACGGGGGCUUUGGUGGUGGUGGUGGUGGUGGUGGAGCAGGCCUUCCUGGGGGAAAAGGAGGUCCUGGAUCCAAACCUGGAUACCCCAUUGGAACUGGUGUGGGGACAGGAGGUCUUAACCCGGCCCAGGCUCAGGCUAAAGCUGCUAAAUAUGGUGCUGGUUUGGGUGGUGUGCCCGGUGCAGGUGGAGCCUACCCUGGAGCGGGUGGAGCCUACCCUGGAGCGGGUGGAGCCUACCCUGGAGCAGGAGGAGCUUACCCCGGAGGAUAUAAUCCUGCUGCAGCCAAAGCUGCUAAAUAUGGAGUCCCAGGAGGUGCAGGGGGCGUCCCAGGUCUUGGAUCAAUAGCAGGAGGAGCAGGAGGAGUACCUGGGGUGGUACCCGGAGGAGCUGGAGGAUAUAACCCUGCUGCGGCCAAAGCUGCUAAAUACGGAGUUCCAGGAGGUGCAGGAGCAGGCCUAGGAGCUGGAGGACUUGGUGGAGUACCAGGAGGGGGAGGGGGGGGUGUACCUGGGGCUGGAGGAUAUAAUCCCGCGGCGGCCAAAGCAGCUAAAUAUGGACUCCCAGGAGGAGGUGCAGGCGGGCUCCCAGGUGCUGGAUCAGUUGCAGGAGGAGUAGGAGGAGUACCAGGAGCUGGGGCUGGAGGAUAUAAUCCUGCUGCGGCCAAAGCCGCUAAAUAUGGAGUUCCAGGAGGAGCAGGGGCAGGGUUAGGAGGAGCUGGAGGCUAUGGAGCGGGAGCCAGGCCUCCCUAUUACGGUGUUCCAGGGGGUGCUGGAUUUGGGGGAGCAGGGGCUUUUCCAGGGGCUGGAGGAUACAAUCCUGCUGCCACUGCCAAAGCUGCUAAAUAUGGAUACAAUCCUGCUGCCACUGCCAAAGCUGCUAAAUAUGGGUUCCCAGGAGGGGCAGGAGCAGGCAUAGGAGCUGGAGGAGCAGGGGGAGUACCUGGAGGAGGAGCAGGGGGGGUACCUGGGGCUGGAGGAUAUAAUCCUGCUGCAGCCAAAGCUGCUAAAUAUGGAGUUCCAGGAGGUGUAGGAGCAGGCCUAGGAGCUGGAGGACUUGGAGGAGCAGGAUAUGGAGGAGCAGGAGGGGCUGGGGCUGGAGGAUAUAACCCUGCUGCGGCCAAAGCUGCUAAAUAUGGAGGUGCAGGAGCAGGCCUAGGAGCUGGAGGAGCAGGAGGAGUACCAGGAGGAGGAGCAGGGGGAGUACCUGGGGCUGGAGGGUAUAAUCCUGCUGCAGCCAAAGCUGCUAAAUAUGGUCAGGGGGCUGCUGGUGGGCCAGGGGGUGGAUAUGGUGGCGUGCCUGCUGGAGGAUAUCCCAGGCCUGGGGGCUAUGGGGGAUAUGGAGGGGCAGCAGGAGGGGCAGGAGCUGGAGGAUAUAAUCCUGCUGCAGCCAAAGCUGCUAAAUAUGGAGCUGGAGGAGCAGGCCUAGGAGCUGGAGGAGCAGGCCUAGGAGGAGCAGGAGGAGGACCAGGGACUGGGGCUGUGGCUGGACCAGUAUAUGGAGGCUAUGGAGGGUAUGGAGGGGUACCAGCAGGAGGGGCUGCCGCUGCAGCCAAAGCUGCUAAAUAUGGAGUUCCAGGAGGAGCUGGCGUGGCCGGGAGAGCAGGAGGGGUGCCAGGGGGUGGAUAUGGAGGAUAUAAUCCUGCUGCGGCCAAAGCUGCUAAAUAUGGAGUACCAGGAGCUGGUACAGGUCCAGCUCAGCCUGGUGUGGGUGUCGGAGCAGGUGGCAAAGCUCCUAAACCCCCUGGUGCAGGGGGAUACCCGUAUGGUGGUUAUGGACAGGCAGGACAACUCCCAUAUGGUCAAGGUUAUGGACAGGGUGCAGGUGCUGGUGGAUAUCCCUAUGGAGGAGGCUAUGGAACUCCAUACGGAGCAGGAGCUGGACAACUUCCUGGAGCCAAGCCCCUGAAACCUCCAGUUGUGGGAGGAGCAGGCGGUGUGGCUGGAGGAGCAGGUAUUCCUCUUACUGGAGCUGGUGGUGGUGCAGGGGGAUACCCAUAUGGCUAUGGUCAAGGUGGUUAUGGACAGGGACUGGGUGCGAGGUAUCCUGCUGGUGUUGGUCUGGGAGCAGGCGCAGGAGCAGGGCAAAAAGCACCCAAACCCCCAGGUUAUGGUAACCUGGGUGCUGGUGGUGCUGGUUAUAAUCCAGGUGCUGGUGCGGUCCCAGGUUACGGAGGUGGCUACCCACAACAACGGGGCUACCCACAGCAAGGUGGCGGCUACCCACAGCAAGCCUACCCAGGAGGUGGACUAAAGCCGAAUUGUCGACAGACAGGAGCAUAUGGAGCAGGCCAGACGGCACCACUGACUCCUCAACAAGCCAAAGCAGCCAAAUAUGGCCCACUCCAGGGCUUCCUUGGUGGAGCAGGAGGAGGAGGAGGCUACAGACCAGGAGGAGUUGCUGCUGGAUGCCAAAGCAAAUACUGUGGAAGGCGGAAGUAGAGGAUGUUCUUGAGAAGAAGUUGAACCUCAAGAAACAAUGGUGCUACUGCAUGAUCUAGAAUGUACAUUUUAUAUGCACAAAAUCCCCCAUUACAGUAUGUAAAGAUAUGUUGGACUUUAUUUGACUCAAGCUAUUUUUUAUACAAACCCACCGACCCAGACUUUUGCACACAUUUGAUGUGACUUAGUGUUAUUGAUUGUGCCUUUAUCAUCACAGUGGUCAUGGUGUUCAUCAGCUCUUAUUGACAUGCCUGCGAUGCUCCCCUUUUAGUAGUUACCCAGUGUUUAUGUGUGCAUGCUUGUGUGGGUGUGUGCCCAUGUGGCUGUGUGUCUCUCUAUGUACGUGUGUGCUUGCCAUAGAUCUGUGCGUGUUUGGGUAGAUAGGAGAAUGUGAAAGAUUCUCCAACUAUAGCAGCAACAGUUCUGUAACUGUACAUCCCUCUACUGCAGUAUCUCUAUGUGCUUAGUGUCUGUGUGUACCAAAGUUGGAGAUCUUCACAUACUGACACGUCAAACUAAGGGUUGAGCUUCAAGAGGUGUGGUUGGUAAAGUGCUGAUAAACUUUGGCCAUGUAGCUUCAGAACUGCCUCUGACUUUUUAUCAUCUCUGCUGCUAUUUAUAGCCCUGGGUGAAAUUACAGUGGCAUAGCGGGUGUGUGUGCGCAAAGGUUUCACAGUCCAUCUGCCAUCAUUAACUUUGCCAAUAUUUUAAGUGCCAUGGUUUAAGUAGCCUAUCUUCAGCCUUCUUACCUUGAUUUCCACCAAACGUGAAGUAUGAAGAGCAGGUGUUGCUCUGAAUGUGAUAAAGCUGAUGACAAUCAAUCCAAAGGUGUUCAAAAGAUUUGUAGGUGAUAUCUUUAGUGAUAUUCAUAUCAUACAUUGUGUUGGUUUGUACCAAGUCCUUUGAAACGCAGUGUGUUUCAUUUUUUACAAUUAUUUGUAUGUUUUUAGUUUUUAGCAAAGCAGGUUUUACAAAAAUGUAAAAGUAAAACUGAAAUCCUUCCGAUACUGCUCUGGCAUGUAUUGUACAUUAUGUAUGUAUGAAAUGAACAUUUUGUUUUAUUAAUUAUGUAUCAUUUUUCUGGUGUCCAAGAUUAAGUGCAUAGAAUGUUAUGCAUAUCUGGAAUCAUUCUAGUUUCACAUGCAGUUAUAGUUAAAUUUUUGCAAAUUGUCUCUCAUUAUUCAAGUUUCAAAUGUUUCUGCUCAGAAAAGUAGGCUACCACCAGAUUUGUGUAAUCUAGAAUAAGGCAACAACAACAAAAAACAGUAAUGAUGUUUGUUAAAAAAAAUAUGUAUUUGCAUAAUGCAUUUAAUCACUGUUGAGAAUUGUUAUACUGUAUACAUAAGGGAUUUUUUAAUGUGUCUGUCUGUAGGCUAUAGCCCCUAGUCUGUGUAAAUAGUGAGAGUGAGCUCCCAUUUCACUCUUUACUUGAGUUAGUUACAGUUGAAUAAGACUCACUAAACAUUACUGAUCAAAGAUUGAUUUGCUCUGUUACAAAGUUACCCUACGAUUUCUCUUUAUGGAUUGUGUGUACUGUAUGUUGUAGUAAUAGCCCUAGGUUAUUAUGACUCUCACUGGCUUCAGUUCUUGUAGCCUACUCGGUGGUGCUUUUUCUGAACUGUGUGUGAACCGCUCUGGUCAGGGGCCCACCGCCCCGUGUCUUCCGUGCGGUGGGAUAGUAUUCAUUUUAUUUAAAUGAAAACAAAAUAAGGAAUGAUGGGGUUUUGCACUUUUUCAUUUUCACAACGCACAUGUGACUUGUUCCCGGUAAUCCCGGCAUUUUAUUUGCUUCAGUAAAAUAACGAAAUAAAAUUGUUUUAAUGAAUACA